Dovyalis caffra is the source of this 1518-nucleotide messenger RNA. Lineage: Eukaryota; Viridiplantae; Streptophyta; Magnoliopsida; Malpighiales; Salicaceae. The record is from the annotation of a GenBank genome assembly.
AUGGAUCUCCUCCUUUUGGAGAAGACCCUUCUGGGCUCUUUCGUCGCUGUUCUCGUUGCCAUUUUCGUUUCAAAACUACGUGGCAAACGUUUCAAGCUUCCUCCUGGUCCUUUACCAGUCCCUGUAUUUGGCAAUUGGCUUCAAGUCGGAGAUGAUCUGAACCACCGUAACCUCGCCGACUUGGCCAGGAAAUUCGGUGACAUCCUCCUCCUCCGUAUGGGCCAACGUAACCUUGUUGUCGUCUCCUCUCCUGACCUGGCUAAAGACGUUUUACACACACAGGGUGUCGAGUUCGGGUCGAGAACAAGAAAUGUUGUCUUUGAUAUCUUCACCGGAAAAGGACAAGACAUGGUGUUCACUGUCUACGGUGAGCAUUGGAGGAAGAUGAGGAGGAUUAUGACUGUCCCUUUUUUCACAAACAAGGUCGUGCAACAGUAUAGGUAUGGUUGGGAAGAUGAAGCAGCUCGAGUCGUCGAGGAUGUUAAGAAAAACCCUGAGUCUGCAACUAAUGGGAUUGUCCUGAGGAGGAGAUUGCAACUCAUGAUGUAUAAUAAUAUGUAUAGAAUUAUGUUUGAUAGAAGAUUUGAGAGUGAAGACGAUCCUUUGUUUAACAAGCUCAAGGCUUUGAAUGGUGAGAGGAGCAGAUUGGCACAGAGUUUUGAUUAUAAUUAUGGAGAUUUUAUUCCCAUUUUGAGACCUUUCUUGAGAGGCUACUUGAAGAUCUGCAAGGAGGUUAAAGAGAGAAGGUUGCAACUCUUCAAGGACUACUUUGUCGAAGAGAGGAAGAAACUUGGAAGCACAAAGAGCAUGAGCAAUGAAGGCUUGAAAUGCGCAAUUGAUCAUAUUUUGGACGCUCAAAAGAAAGGAGAGAUCAACGAGGACAACGUUCUCUACAUUGUGGAGAACAUCAACGUUGCUGCAAUUGAAACAACACUAUGGUCGAUCGAGUGGGGAAUUGCUGAGCUUGUGAACCAUCCUGAAAUCCAGAAGAAGUUGCGCGACGAGCUCGAUUCCGAGCUUGGACCUGGUCACCAGAUCACGGAGCCUGACACCUACAAGCUCCCAUACCUCAAUGCUGUGAUCAAAGAGACUCUCCGACUCAGGAUGGCAAUUCCUCUGCUUGUCCCGCACAUGAACCUUAACGAUGCCAAGCUUGGAGGCUUUGACAUUCCAGCUGAGAGCAAGAUCUUGGUGAAUGCUUGGUGGCUCGCCAACAACCCUGCUAACUGGAAAAACCCAGAAGAAUUCAGGCCAGAGAGGUUCUUGGAAGAGGAGGCAAAGGUUGAGGCCAACGGCAAUGAUUUCAGGUACCUUCCGUUCGGAGUUGGGAGGAGGAGCUGCCCUGGAAUUAUUCUUGCAUUGCCGAUUCUUGGCAUUACUUUGGGACGCUUGGUACAGAACUUCGAGCUCUUGCCUCCUCCUGGACAGUCGAAGAUUGACACUGCAGAGAAAGGUGGACAGUUCAGUUUGCACAUAUUGAAGCACUCUACUAUUGUUGCAAAGCCAAGGUCCUUUUAA